This is a messenger RNA of Camelus dromedarius (Arabian camel), 2341 nucleotides long. It is a transcript of the gene YY1, whose product is annotated as YY1 transcription factor. The coding region runs from base 120 to 1355 and encodes 411 amino acids. The transcript is spliced from 5 exons. Gene Ontology annotation, cellular component: chromatin; transcription regulator complex; PcG protein complex. Lineage: Eukaryota; Metazoa; Chordata; Mammalia; Artiodactyla; Camelidae. The record is from RefSeq and is a predicted model, not a curated record. Gene Ontology annotation, biological process: regulation of transcription by RNA polymerase II. Gene Ontology annotation, molecular function: DNA-binding transcription factor activity, RNA polymerase II-specific; RNA polymerase II cis-regulatory region sequence-specific DNA binding.
CGCCCGCCCGCCGCCUUCCUCCCUCAGCCUUCCUUCCCCACGGCCGGCCGCCUCCUCGCCCGCCUGCCCGCAGCCCCGGAGCUGAGGCCGCCGCGGCUCUGGCGGCCGAGCCCUCAGUCAUGGCCUCGGGCGACACCCUCUACAUCGCCACGGACGGCUCGGAGAUGCCGGCCGAGAUCGUGGAGCUGCACGAGAUCGAGGUGGAGACCAUCCCGGUGGAGACCAUCGAGACCACGGUAGUGGGCGAGGAGGAGGAGGACGACGACGACGACGAGGACGGCGGCGGCGGCGACCACGGCGGCGGGGGCGGCCACGGGCACGCGGGCCACCACCACCACCACCACCACCACCACCACCCGCCCAUGAUCGCUCUGCAGCCGCUCGUCACCGACGACCCGACCCAGGUGCACCACCACCAGGAGGUGAUCCUGGUGCAGACGCGCGAGGAAGUGGUGGGCGGCGACGACUCGGACGGGCUGCGCGCCGAGGACGGCUUCGAGGACCAGAUUCUCAUCCCGGUGCCCGCGCCGGCCGGCGGCGACGACGACUACAUCGAGCAGACGCUGGUCACCGUGGCGGCGGCCGGCAAGAGUGGUGGCGGCGGCUCGUCGUCGUCGGGCGGCGGCCGCGUCAAGAAGGGCGGCGGCAAGAAGAGCGGCAAGAAGGGCUACCUCGGCGGCGGGGCCGGGGCGGCGGGCGGCGCGGACGCGGGCAACAAGAAGUGGGAGCAGAAGCAAGUGCAGAUCAAGACCCUGGAGGGCGAGUUCUCGGUCACCAUGUGGUCCUCAGAUGAAAAAAAAGAUAUUGACCAUGAGACGGUGGUUGAAGAACAGAUUAUUGGAGAGAACUCACCUCCUGAUUACUCAGAGUAUAUGACAGGAAAGAAACUCCCCCCUGGAGGGAUACCUGGCAUUGACCUCUCAGAUCCCAAACAACUAGCAGAAUUUGCUAGAAUGAAGCCAAGAAAAAUUAAAGAAGAUGAUGCUCCAAGAACAAUAGCUUGCCCUCAUAAAGGCUGCACAAAGAUGUUCAGGGAUAACUCUGCCAUGAGAAAACAUCUGCACACCCACGGCCCCAGAGUCCACGUCUGUGCAGAAUGUGGCAAAGCUUUUGUUGAGAGCUCAAAACUAAAGCGACAUCAGCUGGUUCAUACUGGAGAGAAGCCCUUUCAGUGCACGUUCGAAGGCUGCGGGAAACGCUUUUCACUGGACUUCAAUUUGCGCACACAUGUGCGAAUCCAUACCGGAGACAGGCCCUAUGUGUGCCCCUUCGACGGUUGUAAUAAGAAGUUUGCUCAGUCGACUAACCUGAAAUCUCACAUCUUAACACAUGCUAAGGCCAAAAACAACCAGUGAGAAGAAGAGAGAAGACCCUUCUCCGCCUUGGGAAGCCUCUUCCAGGAGUAUGAUUGGGAAUAAAUAUGCCUCUCCUUUGUAUAUUGUUUCUAGGAAAGAAUUUUAAAAAUGAAUCCUACAUACCCAAGGGACAUGUUUUGAUAAAGUAGUAAAAAUUAAAAAAAAAAACUUUAAUAAGAUGACAUUGCUAAGAUGCUCUAUCUUGCUCUGUAAUCUCGUUUCAAAAACACGGUGUUUUUGUAAAGUGUGGUCCCAACAGGAGGACAAUUCAUGAACUUCGCAUCAAAAGACAAUUCUUUAUACAACAGUGCUAAAAAUGGGACUUCUUUUCACAUUCUUAUAAAUAUGAAGCUCACCUGUUGCUUACAAUUUUUUUAAUUUUGUAUUUUCCAAGUGUGCAUAUUGUACACUUUUUGGGGAUAUGCUUAGUAAUGCAAUGUGUGAUUUUUCUGGAGGUUGAUAACUUUGCUUGCAGUAGAUUUUCUUUAAAAGAAUGGGCAGUUACAUGCAUACUUCAAAAGUAUUUUCCUGUAAAAAAAAAAAGUUAUAUAGGUUUUGUUUGCUAUCUUAAUUUUGGUUGUAUUCUUUGAUGUUAACACAUUUUGUAUAAUUGUAUCGUAUAGCUGUAUUGAAUCAUGUAGUAUCAAAUAUUAGAUGUGAUUUAAUAGUGUUAAUCAAUUUAAACCCAUUUUAGUCACUUUUUUUUUCCGAAAAAUACUGCCAGAUGCUGAUGUUCCGUGUAAUUUCUUUGCCUGUUCAGUUACAGAACGUGGUGCUCAGUCGUAGAAUGUAUUGUACCUUUUACCACCUGAUGUGUACAUCCCGUGUAACAGAAAGGGCAACAAUAAAAUAGCAGUCCUACAGAAAGAAUAUGGCAGAAGAAGAGCUGUAAGCACAGUCUUAUUUCCUUUUGUUGUCCAGAAUAAUUAUAAUUCUUGAGCCUCCCAGAAAUUGGAAGCUAAAUAAAGCAACUCAAGUUUCCUUUA